Molecule: messenger RNA, 492 nt
Organism: Lodderomyces theae
Lineage: Eukaryota; Fungi; Ascomycota; Pichiomycetes; Serinales; Debaryomycetaceae
Product: signal recognition particle subunit
Exons: 1
Coding region: 1-492 (163 amino acids)
Biological process (GO): SRP-dependent cotranslational protein targeting to membrane
Cellular component (GO): signal recognition particle, endoplasmic reticulum targeting
Source: RefSeq, a predicted model, not a curated record
AUGCCUACCAUCAAAGAUCUAGAUCAAUUCUUUGAAUUGUCUACGGAUCUAGUAGCGAAUUUUCCAUCCACAACACUAUCAAUCACAUAUUCCAAUACCACCAAGAAACUAUCAUCCAAAGGAUCAAAAUCCAAUCCCAUCGACGAAAUUGCCUCAAACACCACAAAGCAUAAACCACCUACUCACACCGUCAGUAUAAAGUUGUUUGAACCACAUAGCGGUAAAUGCUUGAAAUACAAAACCACAAAACAAAAGGAACUCAGUCGUAUAUUGAAUGUAUUGGGUCCACAAGGUGUUAAUAGUAAUGGAUUGGGGUUGGCUAGCUUGAUGUCCAACACGAAAUAUAUACCGGAUCCAGUUGUUGAAGAAGCUCCAAAAGACUCCGGUGUUGCAAAUACUUCUACAAAGGAAAAUACGCCUUCAGUGGAAGAGAGUUCGGCAGCUGUUGGUGGUUCCAAGAAGAAGAAUAAGAAAAAGAAGAAGAAGAAUUAG